CACUACAACAGGCGCAAUGACUAACGUUUAGGUAUUGGGUAUAAUAUUCGAAUGCGUGUAAUCACCAUCAGCUACUAAUUAAACCGAUGGAAGUCGAUGAUUAUCAAACAUUUCUAUCGUUUUGGAUCGACAUAUUAUUAUAAAUAAUAUAUUUAUUUUUAUUCGUCACAAUGAGUAAAGAAUAUUUAUUACCACCCAAUUCACCGACUUCAAAACCGCAAAAAAAACCAAAGAGAAACAUUUCAGAUAUUCCUCGCCGUUCUACAAUACUUCAUCGUAGGGCAUAUCCGAUCGAGUCUAAUGAUCAUACCGAUAACACGGAAGAAAGAGAGAUUAGACAGUUACUCGAUACGGUUCCAGUUGUUCCGAAACUGCCGAAAAUGCCCGACAUUAGUAAAUACUUGAAUAAAGGCAAAAUGUUGAAUAAAAGCAAAACAAUCAGUGACCGUAGGACUAUAAUUAAAAAUUAUAUGAACGAAUGCGCUGUAACGCAGAAAAUCGACUUGAUGAUGGCUGGGAAAUCCACGCCAGUCGAUCGCCAAGAAGAAGUUAAGAUGCCACAAAUCUACUACCGCAAGCAACUAAAGGGAUAUGCUAAUGCCAUAGAACCCACCCCGAUGCAAGAAUCAUGGAUAGAAAAUAUAAUUGAAAAAUCAAAGACGGCGCGUUUAAAAAGAACCAGAGUGUUGGCAUCCUUGAUAGACGAAGUAAAGGCUGAUUACAUUAAAGUGCUGAAAAAGUUGCAAGUUGAUGGUAUUGUGAAGCCUAUUCCUAGUUCUAAUGUCCCGUUACCGGAAAAACAGCAAGAAAAGCCGUUAACUACAGUAUUAGGAGGCAAGACAAAAAAUUAUCCAUUAUUUUUGAAAAGAAAAAAGCUUUUGAUAAAACGUUUACAUACCACUCACCCAACUACCAUCAAUAUACUGUAUUUUACGAAACGUCAAGUUCCCAGGACCAUGAUCAAUGCAGAAUUAUAUAAAUUUGACGAAUUUUCUCGAGACCUCGACGACCUAAUGGCUACUUUGGAACACGACUUUCGGAAACAAGACACCUAUCUGGUUAAAGAUUGGUAUAAAAAGGUUAUAUUAAUUUUGACAAAGAGAGGAGCAUUAGAUGGCGUGGCAUUGAACGCACUUCCACAGUUUCUUAAAGGUGUCACAACUAUAAUUAGUUUAGAAGUAUGCUAUGCAAUUAAAUAUUGUAAUUAUUGUUGA
Messenger RNA from Metopolophium dirhodum (rose-grain aphid), 1214 nucleotides. RefSeq lists its product as uncharacterized. The record is from RefSeq and is a predicted model, not a curated record. NCBI's taxonomy places the organism in Eukaryota, Metazoa, Arthropoda, Insecta, Hemiptera, Aphididae. The coding region runs from base 171 to 1214 and encodes 347 amino acids. The transcript is spliced from 6 exons.